AUGCUUCUAUCUGCAGUCAGUUGCCAUCUUCUUUUACAAGCGGCUGGUUACUCCCUCCUGAAAGUAAUAGCCUUGCCAAGCCCUGUGCCAACAGCGGGAAACAGUCUGUCGCCUGAUAGUCAUGUACUGGAGCUACUCCAACCAUUCUCACACAAUGGAUAUUGGGAUAUUCCAAACGAUGGAAACCGUCAAAAACUUCCGUCGGUCCCUGAUUGCGGGCCACCUGUGUUCGACUGCCAGCAAGCAUCGCAGUCGUUUGGUGCUAUCACUCCAGCGGCGGAUAUGACCGAUUUAAUCAUUCCUCAAGAAGCUGAAUUGGUUUCAAGACCAGCAAAGAGGCAGCGGCAGGCUCCUCGGCAUGAAGGUGAAAGCUGGAGGGCAACCGUUCGUCCCACAGCCGAGUCAGUCCAAUCCACUCAUUCUUUGGAGAUUCCCCAGGGCUUACAAGAGCAAGUCUUUCAAAGAAUGCCAACACUCUGGGCUUGUACGGAUCAUUCACUCCGCAUUCGUCACCUUGGGCACCAUGGGACUGGAUUGAGCACCUUGGAAACUCUUAUGAGAAUGGAUGGCCAAAUGGACUACCAUCAGCAUCAAACCACGCCGCCUCGAGCAACUCCGUCUAUCCCCAAGAUCACAAGCUAG
Messenger RNA from Puccinia triticina, 642 nucleotides. RefSeq lists its product as uncharacterized. The record is from RefSeq and is a predicted model, not a curated record. The transcript has 2 exons. Bases 1 to 642 code for a protein of 213 amino acids. NCBI's taxonomy places the organism in Eukaryota, Fungi, Basidiomycota, Pucciniomycetes, Pucciniales, Pucciniaceae.